AGUUUGGCUGGCUGUAGGCAAGUCAGUACGUGACCGCAACUCGAAGUGAAAAGUAGUGGAAAAGUGAAAAACCAAGCGCGAAUAUAGCAUCACGUUAGAACAGUGCUCGUAUGUAUACGGGUAUAUGUGUAAUCCGUGGACAUUUGCAACCCCCAAAACGCACACCACACCACACCACACCACUAUUUGGCUCCACUUGGUAUACACAGGAUUUACAUAAAAUACGGGUUCGCUUGGGACUCGCUGUGCAGACAAAGACGUCAAUUGCCAAGCAAUGAAUUUUAAAGCUCACAAACAAAUAUAACUCCGCAUAGACAAGUGAAAAAUACAAAGAAUUUACUUUAAAGUUUUAUUGAAAAGUUUAACGCAAAAAUGGCCGAGGCAAGAGGCCAGUACCAGAAGUUGCCGCCCGGCUGGGAUUGUAAAUAUGAUCAAGCAACAGGAAAUUGUUACUACAUCAACUAUUUUACAAAAGCAAUGCAGCUGGAGGAUCCACGUUCGCGUUAUAAGCAAUUGCAGAAUGAACGCUGCUCCAACGAAUCCAUAGCAAUGCAGCCAGUACAGCAUGGCUCACCCUAUCAUGUGUAUCCAAGCAACAAUUUGCCUGCAGUGCGUGCUUUUCAGGCGGGCCCUGGCACAAACACAAGUUUGCAUAAUAUGUCCUCCAGUCCUUUGCUGUCUUCUCGUGGGAAUUUGGAAAUGUCGCCGUUGCCAUUGCCACGCUCCUCUUUGACGCAAACUCCACGCUUGGGCAAUAUGUCACGCCGUUCAACCAUACAGGAGACUUCCUUUACAAAUCCCAUCGAAACAGAUGCGGUGGUAAAUAAAAUACAGAAUAUAUUUCCAACCGCCAGCGAGGAUCAUAUACGUCUGCUACUUAAAAAGUAUUACAAUCGUGAAGCUGUCGUCAUAAGCGCUUUGCAAGUGGAAAAGCAUCCGGUCACCAUGCCUGGCCCAUAUGUAACACCGCCUGCCCAACGCCAUCUCUAUCACAGCAAUUCCGCUUUUCAUAUGACACCACCGGCACGUCGCCUGGAUAAGGGCAUAGCGGCACGCAACGUUGGGCCCUUUGCUGGUCUCAAUGGUAGCGCUGGUGUUAGCUGUACUUCGCGCACAGCCAGUCCCAUACCGGGUGGCGGUCGUUUUGGUAGUGUCACAAGCGUGCAUGGUGGCGUUGGGGGCGGUUAUGGGGGAGGUGGUGGUGGUGGUGGUUAUAUGGCUGCAGCUGCUGCCGCAGCUAUGCCGUUCCAUCAGGGUUCGCCACGUUUCGAACAAUGGCGCAGUUCUCCGAAGCCGCACACGUCGCCAAAGAUGAAAUUAAGAUACUUGAAAACCAUUUUCCCCAAAGCAGAUGAAAUGGUUCUCUUGGAUAUACUCGCCAGCUCCGAUAAUAAUGUACAAACAGCAUCAGAGAAACUCAUUUCCAUGGGCUAUACAAAACGUGAUUUUAUACCACCAAAAACCACACAUCGCUUCGAUGCAGAGCAUGCACAUGCUGGGGCGGUCAAAAAGCCUGGCGAUGAGACGAUUAUACCACUGCGCCCGAAAGAGUACACGAUCGAGGAGAAGGCAGCAAUACAAGCCCAACUGAAAGAGAAAUACCCACAGACAGCUGAUCGCAUUAUACUUAUGGCUUUGGAGUCGGUCAACUACGCUGAGGAUCGUGCCAUACAAAUUCUUCAUAUUGUGCAGGAGGAGGAUGAGCUGUACGCCAGGAAACAUGCCGCUGCUGCAAUUGCGCUGACGUCAGCUGGCGGUGAAGCCGAAGUGCUUUUGGGUGCCAGUGGUAUGCAAGGCACGUUGGCCGAUAACAAUGCAGCUGAGGAUAACAUCAUCACCGUUGUCCUCACAACAUCGCCAAAUACCUACAGCGACAACGUUAAAAGUCGCCAUAAUGCUUCUGCCAAAGAUAUUCCACAUACAACCAUAUCAUAUUCAUCACCAUUAACAUCAUCAACAGCCACAACAACAACAACAUCAUCAUCGUCAUCGGCAUCAUCAUCAGUACUACCGCUUUCAUUAACUUCCAGCACCCUAAAAUCCUCCACAAAAAUCAAUGCAAUUCGCAACAUUGGCAAAAAGGUAGCUUUUCCUUCCAUUAAUCUAACCACGCCCACUACGGCUACUACUCAGAUAAUACUCUCAAAUUCGCCCACUUGCAAUAUUGAGCACAACGAAGAGCAACUAUCAGCAGCAACAUUCGCCACAAGCGAUGCUGUUGAUGCAUUGAAAAACUCAUAUACAAAUAUAAGUUCAUCAGCCACACAACCGACUCCCUCCAUUUCACCGUCCGAAGCACUCAAAGAGCUUUGCAUAUCACAUGAACCAACAGCAGCCUCAACAUCGUUAACUGUGCCAUCAUCGCUGAGCACAGAGCCAGCUAAAUAUCAAACAAUUACAACAAAGAGCAUCCUGGCACGUUGCAAUGCGUAUGCCACUAGAAUCCAUGGAUAUCUGCAUGGUACACCAUGUAGCACCAAAACCUCGACUAUAACUUCCGCUUCUACGCGUACUACCACGGCUUCUAUUUUGGAUAACUUGAAAGCGACACGCUUAAGCGAAAAAACCGACUCAUUAAAAGCACUACAAAAAGAUUCUGUAGACAAGCUAAGUGACUUCAAACAACGUAAAGAGUUCGAUUCUAUCCUAGGACGCAUCACUACAACUGGACAUAGCGCAGAAUUGGCCAAAGGUGCCGAUGAGAGUCUGCUGCUAGCUGACUAUGUUACCUGGAAUGGUGCGAAUCCAGACAUGCCACAAGGCAACAAUCAAAAGCAAUUGGCAAAUGGUCCAGAUGCUAGCAAGUUGUGUGAACGCACAUAUAAACCUAUGGGACGUAAUCCAGAGCUAUGCAAGGGCGCACAAAAGGGACUAGCUAAAGGCAGUAUUUAUGCACAACUCGCUGCGUCUGGUAAUACGAAUACAGCAAAUAUUAAAUGCAACUGAAGGGAUAUAAAUUAAUGAUAAAGAUACUAUAUCUAUGAUUCUAAUACCAUAUAAAACUAUAAUAUUUACUUUACUAUUUAUGUGUGCCAAAUGUAGUGUAAACUCCAUGUGAAUACUUUCAGACGUACUAUCGCAAACAAUUUUAACUUGCAUUUGUGUUAACUCGUCUAUUUACGAAGUAUUCAAUCUCACUUUUAUUAAAUUAAAUUAAUUUCCACCAAGCCUUAACUGCAGCUUUUACCUAUUGGAAAAAAGAGAUUACAACACGAAGAGGAUAAUUGGUCAUAUUAAGUACAAGAAAACGAAAGUAAAAAAGCAAAAAUUAAGAAAUAAAAUUUGAGGGUUAUCCUAUGUUAAAAUUCUGGGAACUAACCUGAGAUCUUAACUGCAUUAAGCGUUCGGUGGAAAUGAGGCAUAAGCAUCUAAAACAACCACAAAAUGUGCGGAAUAUAUGUACGUAAUUUGAAACUAAAAAUGCAUUAAAUUAAGAACAAAAGUAGAUGGAAAAUAUUUAAAUAUAUGUUGUAAUUGUAAAAUUGUAUGUAGACCUUUAGUACUCAAGUAUGUAGAGAGGAAAAGAUUUCAGAAGAGCGUAUAUUUUUUCGAAUAAAUCUGUAUUUUUAAUAAGGAGCUGGAA
This is a messenger RNA of Rhagoletis pomonella (apple maggot), 3583 nucleotides long. RefSeq lists its product as uncharacterized. NCBI's taxonomy places the organism in Eukaryota, Metazoa, Arthropoda, Insecta, Diptera, Tephritidae. Bases 373 to 2946 code for a protein of 857 amino acids. Gene Ontology annotation, molecular function: ubiquitin binding. The transcript is spliced from 10 exons. The record is from RefSeq and is a predicted model, not a curated record.